AUGAUUAGACUGCGCGUCCAGGGGCCAGGCAGAAUAACUUGUGACAAACUUAACUUGCCUAGGAAAGAAACAACCUGUGCUGUUUGUGCAGAAGCUCACCGGACAAAUGACUGCCCUGCAAGAAACAACGAGAAGGACAAUGACAACGGAAACACCGUCACCAUCGUAAAGACGUGCGUCAGGUGGGGAGCGCAAGGUGUGGCGGCCUGGCACCAUAACUGCCCCCACAGCGUAACUGCCCAGCCCAGCAACAACCCACCCAGUGCCAAGCAACAACUUCAGACCAAUAAUUUUGAGAACAAUAAGAGCAUAUUGUGUGGUAUCAUUCUAAAUGAAUGCAAAAGUUUUCCACUUCGGAGUGUCGGGUAUAAGCGCAUUGUAGAUCCCUCCGUGGUAUUCGAGGCUACGAAGGUCUCCAGUUGCCCAGUGACAUCACUCAAAGCCCCGUAUGACGUCAUGGAAGGUGGGAGGAGCCAGUCCACCAGCCUUCUGGCCGUGGUCGUUGUGGCUUCAAUAAUCAGUCUGAACAAAAUUUCAGUGGUAGGAGUAUCGAGUAUUCCGGAUGUGAACUUUGUCUACGAGAUGACGAAAUUUCCAAGCUAUACCAGUGCUUUUUGUGUCACUGGAGAUGAUAAGUUGAAGCUUACUGGGAGCGGUAUAGGAGACUACAAUAACCCUGCAGUGGAAGAAUCCCCAGAGAAGAACAAAAUAGACUUUCCAAUGGACGAUAAUGUCAGGUUCUUUAGACGAGGACUGGUGUGUGCAGACGAAGCCGGCAACAGUGUAACAGUCCCAGUCAUGCGGGGAUUAAGCACCUACACUCCCCAGCGGAUUGCUGUGACCGUCAGCCAGGAGCAAGAACUGCGUCUGAGAUAUGAGACCAAUACUGACAAAGACCGCGUGCAUUGGCAGAAAGAACCCAUUCAGCGGUCUGGAAAUUGGUACAAAGCAAAUGUUACAGAGAACAAGACAUUGAAAAUAGCCUACAGUCAUCUGAAAGGCUCUGGUCUCUAUUCGUUAACUGCUGAAACGAAUCCUUUGGUCGAGCAAACCUUAGGAACUUUUUCUGUUAUUGUGAGAGAGUGUCCUGAACGCAGGUACGGCCGCAAAUGCAGCGAGUGGUGUCCCGACUGCAUGUACGGGGGAGAAUGCAGCGCUGGGAAGGGGGAGUGCGUCUGCUCCCCGGGGCUUUCAGGAGACCGCUGUCAGACCAAAUGUAAAGAGAACAAAAUUGGAAAAAAAUGCAACAUUAACUUAGAUGGCAAAGGCAAACAAAUCUGCCUGCCGGCUCCCUUCGGCUGCCAGUGCGCCCCGGGAUACACGGGGCCGAAGUGUCAAUCAGAAUGCCCCGAAGGCUUCUGGGGGGCUGGCUGCCUCCAGACUUGCUCCCAUUGCAAGAGGGGUUGCACUCCGGUCGCUGGGCUAUGCAACGAAGACGAGCAAGCAGAAUGUGUUGGAGGUGACCUAGGGCUCCCCCGGCUCCGGAAGCCUCCGAAUAUCACGGCGAUCAAGCAUGACAGGGCGACAGUGACCUUUGAGCCCUGGGAUAAGGACUACGACGACGGAGAACUGCCCGAGGGUGCAUCGGUGAAGAGCUACAUCGUUGUGUAUUGGGUGCAAGGUGAGCAAGAGAACGCCUCCAAUGUAUCAUCUUCGAACGGGGAGAUACAGCUUCUUGAACUGAUAGGAAAGACGAACUACACGCUUAAGGUUCUUGUCCAGGUGGCUGACGGUGAGAGGACGUGCUAUGAAGAUGGUGGGAAACGGGGAAGAGUCCACGCUGAAGAUUUCACAACAAUUUGCCCUGACGCACCGCCGGAAGUGAAAGGUGUUCAAACGACCCUGAAAAAUUCGACAUCUCUGACCAUUGAGUGGGAGGUAGUACCGUAUCUCACCCGAUGUGAUCUGGUAUACAUCUUCGAAUUCUUCAAUCUUGAAUCGACCGAGAAAAAGGAUUUACAAACAGGGACAUACACAGUGGAUCAGCUGACACCCUUUACUAACUACACCUUUCAAGUGUCAACAAAAAACCAUAUAACAGGAAGAGUUACAACAUCAGGUCCAUUCCAGACGAGGACCAAUCCCACAGCGCCUGACCCGCCCUCAUUAAGCAUAAACCAGAUAGACCCAGAUUCAGUCCGUCUCUCAUGGUCCUCCGCCGCGAAAGGGUCUGUGUUUUACGAGUACAGUUACAAGAAGAAUCCCGUCUUGUGCGAGGGAGACAGCGCCUUCGUCGACGGAAACACAACAGACCUUUCUGUGACGAUUCCUGUCUGUCCUUAUUGCAAAGUCGUCCUGAAGGUGAUGGCUGGGAACGAAGGAGGAAAAUCCGACUACGAAUUCAAGGAUUUUCAAACCGAAGCUGCCCGUCCAUGGACCCAGCUGGAGACCAUUCAGUGUUCGUCCGACAAGUGUUGGGCCUCCCUUGGCAGUGACACUUGCCGUACUUACAAUGGACCUGAAAUGGCUAUCGAAUACACCUUUAUCCCUGUGGACAGUGAGCGGCAAACGUGCCACUUGAAGACGUUCAACGAAAGCCAAACCUCUCGGCGACUUCCCAGUGGGACGGACCUCGAUCUCAACACCUUGGAGAAGAAUCUACUUCGACACACCAAGUACAGGGUGACGGCCCUCGCAGCAAACAGAGAGGGUACAGCAGCGGAACACCUGGGCAGAAGCACAACGAUGGAAACCAAACCCGCAGCUCCCCUCCGUGUGAGAAACCUACGAGUUAAUGGAGCCCAAAACAGCCUCACUUUAAUCUGGGAGAAGCCGAAGGACUGCCCACCCAAAGGAAAAAUCAGUGAAUACGAGCUUUCUUGGAAAACGGCAGGUGCGAGCUCGUGGUCCAAGCCGGCGAAAACUACAUACACGCAAUACGUCAUAGACGAUUUGGUAACCGAUACGGAAUAUGAGGUCAAGGUCGCAGCAAGAAACGAAGGCGUGGACGAGCUAGGUCUGUCAGUGAAGCGUGGUGCCAAAACAGAAGAAGGAAAGCCGAGUGUCCCCCGAAAUAUGACGAUCACACACGCCACUACAACAGAGAUCGCUGUGACGUGGCAGGAGCCGGAGUUCGCCUCGGGGAAGGUCGCAGGAUACGAGGUCGGGAUCCACGAGGUCGAGAUCCACGAGGUAACUGGCGGAGUGAGCGGCCGAGCGGAGAAUUUAACGGCUGCUGACCGGGCGUAUGCGUUUGAGAGCCUGACGCCCGGUCGCCACUAUAACAUCUCAGUGAAGGUGUGCAACAGCAUACUGUGCAGUGACAGCGUAUGGACUCUGAACUGGACCGUGCCUGAGGCCCCGGAAGUGCAGGGCCAAGUGGCGUGGAUCAGCAGCCAGCCGUCAACCACAACGAUCUCUCUGCCCUAUAUUUCUUCAAGAGACGUUAUUAAUAAGCAGUACGUGGUGGUAAGGAAGGAUGAGGGAGACACAACCAAGUGGGGAGAUAAGAAUUACUUGAUCAGCCUUGCCAAAAGACUGGAGGAUGACAAACGGCUCCAUAGAAGCGACGUCAUCGAAUGGAUCUGCGCAGUUCUCGAGCAUGACGAGGUAGCGAGGGCAUCAGACGUCAAGUUUACCAUUGGAGACAACAAGACUCGCCACGGCAUACAUAACCUUCCCCUUGAAAGGGAUAAGUGUUACCUGGUAGCAGUGAUCUCUGUGGCGGCAGCUGGUCCUCACGAAAGCUACCACGUGUCAGACACAAAGUCACUGUGCAAAGGACCUAAACCAGCACUCGUAGCAUUUGGUGUCAUUAUUGGAUUCGUUAUCUUGGCAGUGCUGAUUGUGUUGACCGUUAUGAGAUAUAGGAAACGACAAGGCAUCCCAAUCGUACAACACAAUAAUGGACUGAUAAGCAGAUCGGAGGAGACCAACCCGUCGCUCGUCCAUCGGGAGACGACAGAGUUCACGGCGUCUCGGGAGCCCACGCUGGAGGGACAAAGGGAAUCCCACGUGUAUGAAAAUUGCAGCCGAAGAAUCACACAGGAGCAUAUAGAGGCUUAUCUUGCAAGGGCUAUUAACUCUCAAGAUAUUGACUUUGAGUUUAAGAGCGUUCCAAUUUCCAUGCAAAAGAGCUGUUCACAUGGAGAGCAAAUGGAGAACAGACGCAAGAACAGAUACAGGAAUAAUCUGCCAUAUGACGACACUCGGAUCCGACUUCCUUCGCUGCCCGAUCAGCCUUGCUCGGAUUACAUCAAUGCCAGUCUUAUCACGGGCCACGUGGAAGGCACUGACUACAUCGCAACCCAAGGCCCCAAAGACGAUAAGAACGACACGGUGCCCGAUUUCUGGAGAAUGGUGUGGCACUGUCGGUCGAACACCAUCGUCAUGGUGGCAAAUCUUUUCGAAAACGGACAGGUGAAAGUCGCACAGUAUUGGCCGGAAAAUCAGCCGAUCUUCUGCAGUGGUUUGCAAAUCACCCUUGUGGAGACGGAGGUUAAGGUUGAGUACGUCAUUCGAAGGAUGAUACUUACGUACCAGAACGAAGUGCGAAAGGUCACGCAAUACCAGUACAUAGCUUGGCCAGAUCACGGCAUCCCUCACAAUCCGUUUGGCUUGGCGCUCAUGGUGUCCGCCAUUAGGGAACAGAAGAAAGAAGGGCCUGCGAUCGUCCACUGUAGCGCCGGCAUCGGACGCACGGGCACGAUCCUGUUCGUCCUCCUCGCCCUCGACCAGAUACAGACCUCCAGUUAUUUUGAUGGGCUCGAGGUCCUCCUUCAGCUGAGGAACGGGAGGCCGAGACUCAUCGAAAACACGAUUCAGUACAACUUCGCCCACCGCAUCCUCCAAGAAUAUCUCUUCGGCAUCAACACCAGCUUUGCCUGUGGAGAUUUUCCGAAGGAGCUCUCAUGGCUGCGCGAGGCGGAGGUGGAGAGCGGAGCAUCUGCGCUGGAAAUGCAGUAUAAGAAACUGAAGAAUCUCCCAAAGGUUUUGUCCUUCAUUAUGGCCAAGAACCCAGCCUGUGCAAAUCGCAACAGGAAUCCUGACAUUCUGCCUGCUGACAACAGAAUGGUGUUCGUGCAGAGUUUGGGAGGCGGUUUAGAGAACCAAUAUAUAAAUGCAGUGAUGCUCAACGCUUUAGACCGCAAGGAUGCAUACAUUGCAGCAGAGCACCCCCAGCUCCAUACCAUGCAAUCUAUGUGGGCGCUUGUGCACGAAAGACGCAUUCCAGUGUGGGUCCUUUUGCAAUCCUUCCCUGAGGAUGAUCAGGAAUUCCCGUCGGUCAUCCCGGCCGUGGAGAGGCAACAGGUGGGACUAUUCGAGCUGACUCUCACAGGCCUUCAGUCCUAUCAGAAUUUUGUAGAAUACUACGUAGAAAUUUCUCUUCAGGGAUCGCCAACGGUAUCACCCCACAUGUGCGUUCUGGUCGUGAUGAACGGCUGGCCGCACGACCAGGAUCUCCCGUCCUCAGUGGAUCCUCUCCUGGCAGUGUUAGAGCGAUUAGAGUCUCUCAACGACCCCAUGACCAGCGCUCUUGUGACAUGCAGAGACGGCGUGACAGCAACAGGAGUCAUGAUGGCUCUCCUGGUCUUGAUAGAGAGAAUUAAACUCUUUCAAGAAGUUGAUGUUUAUCGAUCAGUUCAAGAGGUUAUUUACGCUAGACCACAGUUCAUUACCAGUGUUGAUCAAUACGACCUCCUUUAUGAAGCUGCGGCUACAUAUCUGGAAGCCUAUAACACGUACGGAAAUUUUAACUGAACUAAAAUUGACUUUAGGAGCAGUUUAUCAUAUUCAGAGACACUUGAGACACCUUUUUCUGGUGGAGGUCCUCUUCAGCUAUGAUUGGCUGAGACGUGAGACAGUUCAGCGGUGAUUGGCUGCGGCGCUAGAUACCUCAGUGGUGAUUGGCUGCGGCGCUAGAUACCUCAGUGGUGAUUGGCUGCGGCGCUAGAUACCUCAGUGGUGAUUGGCUGACAGGUCCGAAAUGCUGGUCCAGCUCUCUACACAAGGUGUCCGAAGUAUCUCUGAAUAUGAGCGAUAGUGAGAAUAAAGUAUUUUGUUACAUGAAACAAGAGAAUCGGCUUUAUUUAAGGUGACAUUAGUAUAUAUUUGUCUUCACCAACACCCACAAUUAGAUGAACAGAAGGAUAAAUAGAUAGAUAGAGGGGUUAUUAAGAGAUAAGUGAUGUAACUCAGGCAUGAAAGGCAAAGAAUGUCUCUGUUUCCAAAAAGUAAUAUUCAUUUUCUAUUAUUUUGUACCAAAGGCCUAUAUUUGCAUAUCUCUACCUCUUUAUCUAUAUGUAUUUAUACACAUAUAUAUAUAUGUGUAUAUAGACACAUAUAUAUAUGUGUAUAUAUAUUCAUAUAUAUACAUAUAUAUACAUGUGUCUGUGUGUGUUUAUGUGUUUAUGUGUGUGUGUGUGUGCGCGUGUGUGUGUAUGUGUGUGUGUGUGUUAACAUCUAUGGAAUGGCUAAAAAAUAUAUAAAUAUUCUUAAGUGAUGCAUGCGAUGCACCUUAAACAUUUAGAUUUGGCUAAAUGUAGCUCUUGUUCAUUUCGCAGAUUUUGUAUAUAGUUGAUGGGCUACGAUUAUGAAUAUUUACAACACUCAGAUUUGUUUUUGUUUUUAUAAUGUGUAUGAUUCAAAAUCAUCAGCCUCUUUCUGUAUGUUCUCUCUUACUGUUACUUCCCUUCAUUUAUCAGAAGUUGUAACAUGCCCAGUGUAAAUACUACAUAGUACAGAUUUGAUAUGUUGUAAGUAUAUUUCUAUACCUCAUGCUGUUAACAUACCAGUGCAGUUAGGCGAUAUACUUGAUAUAAAUCUUCAAUAAGUAUGUUGUACAUUUGAAUUUCUUCCGUUUUAAGUAAUAGGCCUAAAUGAGAAAAACAAUAUUUGUGAUUAUAAUAGUGAAUACUUUACUUUCAUAUCUUUACUUUUGUAUGUUAUGUAUACUUUAAUGUAUAUGUAUACUUUAUAUAUAUGUGUAUACUUUAUAUAUAUGUAUACUAUAUAUAUAUAUAUGUAUAUACUUUAAUGUAUAUGUAUACUUUUGUAUGUUAUGUAUGAUAGCGAAAACUUUACUUUUGUAUGUUCUUAACAUUGUAUAUUUGUCAUACUGUAUUUGUCCCUCGUUGAUUGUAUAUGUUUUGUUUAUUACUAGAAUUUUAAAGAAUAGAUUGUAAUGAAUUUCUAAAAGAUAUAAAGGAGAAUCAAUAAAUACAAUAAACCUGUCAAUACAACAAACGUUUCAGCACCUACUAUUGAUCAGAAUGUAACACCGAAACGUUUUAUUCUCCUUCAUAUCUUUGUUACACAUGACUCUGGAUACGUUUGAAAUGCAUGAUGUGCCUGUAUAAAUUCGAUAACAUAGUACGAAAUUUUGAUUAUAACAGACGAAGGAAAGAAAGAAAGAAAACUUAAACCACCCUUUGUUAUGCUUUGGUGAUUUAAGAUUUCUACCAUUACACUAUAACCUAAACGUACAGUGUUAGACCAUGCGAGUCGACAAGUUCAAUA
This is a messenger RNA of Penaeus indicus, 7458 nucleotides long. RefSeq names its product receptor-type tyrosine-protein phosphatase mu-like. The coding region runs from base 1 to 5700 and encodes 1899 amino acids. Gene Ontology annotation, biological process: protein dephosphorylation. NCBI's taxonomy places the organism in Eukaryota, Metazoa, Arthropoda, Malacostraca, Decapoda, Penaeidae. Gene Ontology annotation, molecular function: protein binding; protein tyrosine phosphatase activity. The transcript has 43 exons. The record is from RefSeq and is a predicted model, not a curated record.